AGGUGUUGAGAGGCGGAAGAGGUCCGCUGUGCUAUAUGCUACCUAAAAAGAGAGGCGCGGGGGAGGCAGAGUUGGGAAAAUUGCAGAAGAAGGCGAAGCCCGAGGAGGAAGCGAGUUUGGUGGUAGGGAAGCAGCACAGUUCAGUCAUGGCUAGUGACGGUUCCGCAUCGGAAAUGGAGAUCGACGAGGAUUUGCACAGCCGCCAGCUCGCCGUGUAUGGCCGUGAGACCAUGAGGCGCUUGUUUGGCGCCCGCGUUCUCAUAUGUGGUUUGCAAGGAUUGGGAGCAGAGAUUGCGAAAAACGUCAUCCUGGCGGGAGUUAAGGCUGUGACACUCCACGACACCGGAAACGUAGAGUUAUGGGAUCUUUCAGCCCAAUUCUAUCUUACGCAGAGCGAUGUAGGAAAGAAUAGGGCUCUAGCUUGCCUUGACAAGUUGAAGGAGCUGAAUGUUGCUGUGGACGUCUCAACGCAUGUAACAGAACUCACCACCGACUUCUUGGCCAACUUCCAGGUUGUGGUCUGCACUGACGUCUCAUUGGCCAAAGCAAUUGAGUACGACGACUUCUGCCGCGCGCAAAACCCUCCCAUUGCAUUCAUCAAGACAGAUAUCAAGGGACUUUUUGGCAGUGUCUUCUGCGAUUUUGGUCCUGAGUUUACUGUGGUUGAUGUGGAUGGGGAAGAGCCUCACACGGGCAUCAUUGCCUCUAUCAGCAAUGAUAGUCCUGCUCUUGUUACGUGCGUGGAUGAUGAAAGGUUGGAGUUCGAUGAUGGCGAUUUGGUGGUGUUUGGUGAGGUUCAUGGAAUGACUCAGUUGAACGAUGGGAAGCCCAGACUCGUGAAGAACUGUCGUCCUUAUUCCUUCUAUCUUGAUGAAGACACCUCCGGUUUCGGUGCAUAUGAGAAGGGUGGUAUCGUCACCCAGGUCAAGCAGCCGAAGGUUCUCAAGUUCAAACCGUUGAAGGAAGCUCUCAAGGAGCCUGGCGAGUUUUUGCUAACUGACUUUGCCAAAUUUGACAGACCUCCUCUAUUGCACCUUGCCUUCCAGGCUUUGGAUGCUUUUGUGGCUGAGAUGGGCAGAUAUCCAGCUCCUGUUGAUGAAUCAGAUGCACAGAAACUCAUAGAAUUGACCAAGGCUCUUAAUGAAAAGUCAGGCCAGAACAAGCUCGACUCAAUUGACGAAAGUUUACUGAAGCUGUUUUCAAGUGGAUCCCGAGCCUGCCUAAAUCCCAUGGCAGCAAUGUUUGGCGGGAUCGUGGGGCAAGAAGUCGUGAAGGCCUGCUCUGGAAAGUUUCAUCCCCUGUUUCAGUUUCUGUACUUCGAUUCGGUCGAAUCUCUACCUUCUGAACCGCUCACAGCUGAAGAUGUGAAGCCGUUGUUCUCCCGAUACGAUGCCCAGAUUUCUGUUUUUGGUUACAAAAUGCAACAAAAGCUCGAGGAAGCAAAAGUGUUUGUUGUCGGUGCUGGUGCACUGGGAUGUGAGUUCCUCAAGAACCUUGCUCUUAUGGGCGUCUCCUGCGGGCAGAAGGGAAAAUUGACACUGACAGACGAUGAUGUCAUUGAGAAGAGCAACCUUAGCCGGCAGUUUUUGUUCCGUGACUGGAACAUUGGCCAAGCAAAGUCCACAUGUGCUGCAGCCGCGGCUAUCGUUAUUAACUCCGAUCUCAAGGCAGAAGCGCUGCAGAAUCGUGUGAGUUCUGAGACCGAAACAGUGUUUGACGAUCAAUUCUGGGAAAACCUGGAUCUUGUAGUUAAUGCCUUGGACAAUGUCAAUGCGCGGCUUUAUGUGGACUCAAGGUGCGUUUACUUUCAAAAACCACUUUUGGAAUCUGGCACCCUUGGAACGAAAUGCAAUACUCAGAUGGUGAUUCCCAACGCAACGGAAAAUUAUGGUGCUUCACGGGACCCUCCAGAGAAGCAGGCUCCGAUGUGCACUGUGCACUCAUUUCCCCACAACAUUGAUCAUUGUCUGACAUGGGCAAGGUCAGAGUUCGAGGGUCUCUUGGAGAAGACACCAGCCGAGGCUAAUAGUUUCUUAUCGAAACCAGAAGAAUAUAAGGCAGCCAUGAGGUCAGCGGGAGAUGCUCAGGCCCGUGAAUUGUUGGAGCGCGUUGUGGAAGUUUUGAUUGAUGAAAGAUGCAACUCGUUUGAGGAUUGUGUCCUUUGGGCAAGGAAAAGGUUCGAGGACUAUUUUGUGAAUAGAGUAAAGCAACUCACCUUUACCUUUCCCGAGGAUGCUACGACGAGCUCGGGUUCUCCAUUUUGGUCGGCACCGAAACGAUUCCCGAAGGCCUUGGAGUUCACCUCCAGCGAUCCCGCUUACCUAUCCUUUAUUGCCGCUGCUUCUAUUCUACGAGCAGAGACUUACGGUAUUGCAGCGCCUGAUUGGGCUACCAACGCUAAGAAGCUGGCUGAGGUUGUGGAUCAGAUUAAGCUCCCAGACUUCGUACCAAAGCAAGGAGUGAAGAUUGAAACCGACGAGAAGGCAACUACAAUGAACAGCGGAUCCUUCGACGACGAAUCGAUUAUUGACCAGCUAAUUAACAAGCUUGAAGAGGGAGCAAAGACACUGGCACCAGGUUUUCACAUGAAUCCUAUUCAGUUCGAGAAGGAUAAUGACACCAACUACCACAUGGAUUUAAUUGCCGGACUAGCGAACAUGCGAGCAAGGAACUACAGUGUUCCUGAAGUGGACAAACUUAAAGCGAAGUUCAUAGCCGGGCGUAUCAUUCCUGCUAUAGCAACAACUACUGCCAUGGCCACAGGUUUGGUUUGCUUAGAGCUCUACAAGGUGCUUGCCAAUCACAAAGUGGAGAAAUAUAGGAACACUUUUGCCAAUUUAGCUUUGCCCCUUUUCUCCAUGGCAGAACCUGUUCCUCCCAAAUCUUUUAAGCACGGGGAUAUGACAUGGUCAAUCUGGGAUCGCUGGGUGAUUGCUGGUGACCUAACCCUGAAGGAGUUGUUAGCUUGGUUUCAAGAGAAGGGACUGAGUGCGUACAGCAUUUCUUGUGGCCAGAGCCUUCUGUACAACAACAUUUUUCCUAGACACAAAGAUAGGAUGGAUAAGAAGGUGCUGGAUUUGGCAAGGGACAUUGCAAAGCUCGAGAUUCCUCCCAAUCGGCGUCAUUUUGACCUAGUGGUUGCUUGUGAGGAUGAAGAGGGUGAGGAUCUGGAUGUCCCAUUGAUAUCUAUAUGCUUCCGUUAGGCUGGUACUUUUAUUCCCAUCGAUAUCUUCUAUUGCUUCUGGGUGGAAAUUUCACUCGAAAUAAGGAGCUUUUUCGCCAGGAGAGAACAUCUAGAAAUUUAGGAUAAUUUUCAACACGGAUCCGACCUCAUGUUUGUUAUCCGUGUCUCACUCGACACACAUCAGGAGUACAGAAAACUGCAGCAAUUACAACUCAAAUUGUUCCGAGUAAUUUACUGCCUAUCUUUGUCACCAAUCCUCAGGGUGAGGUCUAAGUUUGUUGAAACAGUACUUCUCAUGUCAUCUGGUUUUGAAUGGAGAAACAGCAGCUAGGUCUGCGAAAUGAAUCUAGCAUCUGCGGGACUUAUGUUGUUUAUUGAGUAUGGGUGUAUUGCGCCUUUGUGGACUUUGCUUGGCGCUCGGUAUCUUUACACGAGAGUACAUUAGUACUCUCGUGUACCUUGCCAGUGUUGGUUUCAUUUGAAUGGCUACUGAACGCCUGCUAGACUAAACACGCGUUUUCAGUACUGAAUCUCAGGCUGCCAGCCCACUAGAAUAUUUCACUUUAAUGCUU
Molecule: messenger RNA, 3756 nt
Organism: Marchantia polymorpha subsp. ruderalis
Lineage: Eukaryota; Viridiplantae; Streptophyta; Marchantiopsida; Marchantiales; Marchantiaceae
Source: the annotation of a GenBank genome assembly